AUGCAGGGGGAUCAUUGGAAAAAAAAAAAAUACCAGCAGGGGAGAUCAGCAAUGGUUAUGAGACAUACUGGGAAAAGAACCAUGAAAGGUUAUCUUUCAAGGGAGAGAAUCAAAUUUGGCUUUGGAGUUCCCAUUCCAAGGCCACUUGCUUACAGUGCUCUCAUGCACAAAAUUGAAGAAAUCAAUGUUGGAGAGACCUUGUCAGUGAGAGAAACACUGUGCACUACCUUACCCAGGGAUCAACGAGUUGAUGGGGUCUACAGAGACUUAGAGACAAUGCUAAUUAUGCUUAGUAAAUUUUACUUUGAAACAAAUGAAUUUAGAAAGGACAAUGACAAACUUAAUUGGUUUGGUCACAAAGAAGGAUCCUUUAAAGUGGCAAUUGGGGGGGAUGGAGCACCCUUUGGGAAGUGGGAUGACUCAAUGUCCUGGUUGGUGAGUUUCUUAAAUGUUGGGCCAAGAGUGGCUAGCCCAAAUGACAAUUUUCUUUUAUUUGGUGCCAACUGCAAAGAAGACCACCCAUGUGUAGAGCAAUUUACUCUGCAAUUAACCUCCAAGAUUGAAGCAAUUGAGAAGAAAACAUAUACAGUGUCAGAGAAGCAAGUAACCUUCACUUUUGAACUGGUUCCCUCAGACAUGAAAUUUCUGGCUUUCCUUAAUGGGGAACUUAACAAUGCUGCCACUUAUUUUUCCAGCUUUGCAAAUGUAUCAAAAGAGGACUGUGUUACACUGAAUGGAAAAUUUGGGCUAACGAAUGAUUGCAAGUGGAAACCAUGGCCAUACAAAGAUAGAUUAAACAUUGCCAAACAGGUAGAAAGUUUUAAGGCAAAGCUUCCCUCCAGCCUUGCAGCCUCAACAAAAAGAACAAAAAUCACCAAAUUUAUUGCCAGUAAUAAAUCAAGGCAGGAAUUUCAGCCACUGAUUGGAAAGUUGUGUGAUAAAGAGGUUGUAGAGCCCCUUCACCUUAAAACCAAUGGGGUACAGCAUUUACACACAAUGCUAUUAAACCUAGCAAUUUCUUCAAGUAACCUCCCACAGAAGAUCUCCAGCCUAUCAGACCUAUCCCCAGCAUGUGCAAUGUCAAGGUACAUGAAGGCACUAGAGUGUGAUGUAAAAGCUGGACGUUUGAAAAAGCAGCUAGGAAAGUGGAUGCUGGAAGAUAGGUCUAAGGACAAAGACUUUUCUUACAGACUGACUGGAAAGGACUCAAGACUUAUUUUGCAUGGGUUUAUGUACCUUGUGAAUGCCAUCAGGGGGGAUUGA
Molecule: messenger RNA, 1263 nt
Organism: Pocillopora meandrina
Lineage: Eukaryota; Metazoa; Cnidaria; Anthozoa; Scleractinia; Pocilloporidae
Source: the annotation of a GenBank genome assembly